Molecule: messenger RNA, 2490 nt
Organism: Panonychus citri (citrus red mite)
Lineage: Eukaryota; Metazoa; Arthropoda; Arachnida; Trombidiformes; Tetranychidae
Exons: 6
Coding region: 808-1833 (341 amino acids)
Source: RefSeq, a predicted model, not a curated record
UACCUAAAAUCUCAUUUGAUUUAAUUUUUUUCGUUCGAUUUUUUUUUCUACCUCAUCCUUAUCAUCAUCCCCUUUUAUCAUCAUUGAUUUGUUAUCGUCUCACCUUCCUUAUCUUCCUCUUUAUCAUCGUCAUCUUCCGUUAUCCGUGUUAACCUUUUUGAUAAACUUUUCUUCAUCUUCAAUGUAACUUUCACCUUCGUUUAUUUUUUGUUUUAAAUUUCAAUUUUCAUUUAAUUUUUUUUUCUUCUGUUUUUACUUACAUUAAAUUGUGAUGACUGGAUUAACUGUAAUCAAAUAUCAUCCUGUUAUCAUCAUUAUCCUUUAAGUGUCCUUUGACUUGAGACUUGUUAUCAUCCUCAUCACUUUUCAUCUUCCAUCAUCUUUUAUUUUUCCCCAUUGACUUUGUUAUUUUGUCUCGAUUUUUAUUUUCUCUUGUUAAUUUGAUUACUCUCAUCAUCAUCAACACCUCAUCCACCACUUGUUGAUUAUCAUCAUCUUCCUCAUCCUAUUGUUUUUACCUAACCUCAGAUGAUAAAUAUCAUCACCUAAUCAUCAUCUUCAUCCUCAUCCUCAUCACCCUGGCAAGUUUACAAUUAUAAUUUUCAACCUCAUUACUUAAUCAGUAAAACAAAAAACUUAAAACCAAAUUAAACUUUAAACGGUUUCUCAUUAUUUAUGAAACCAAAUUAGUUAAAUCAUUAUCUUAAUCAGUUCAUCAACCAUAGUGCCUUAAUCAUAACAAUUUAAUUUAAACCAAAUCAAUCAAUAAGAAAACAAGAAAAGUUCCAACAAUCAAAUGAUAUUGAAAUGAUCAACUCAAUGAUGAUAACAACAAUUGUCAUUCUUGGAUUAACAAGCUUAAUCGCUGUUGACCAGAUUGAUGGAGCUCAAAUAAUAUCAUUCAAUGUGACAUCUCCCGUUGAAAAUGGCACUUCGUCCGUAAUCUUGGAUUGUAAUUUCAUUUUUGACCCAUCGGAGGAAAAUCUUGUCAUGAAAUGGUACUUUAAUGAUAAUCCGAGGCCAGUUUAUCAAUGGAUUAUCGCGUUGAAGAAGCGGUCAUAUUCAGAGGAGAUUCGUCGACACAUUGACCCUGAUUUCACAAUUAACAAUCAACAAACUGACCAUCGGGCAAUCAGGUUAAUUAAACCAACAACUAAACUAUCGGGUACCUACAAAUGUAUUGUAUCAUCAAUACAAAACACAGAUUCAGCCAGUGCAAAGUUAAUUGUUUAUGCUCCUGCUAAAUCAUUUAAUUUCAAAGCUCACAAUGAAUCAACUGUCCUUUGUAAAGCAACUGGACUUUAUCCUAGUCCAGUGAUUGACCUUUACCGUUUAGUUGAUACAACAAACAGUAAUAAUAAUCAUCAUCAUGAUGUAAUCAAUCAACCAGGAUCAACAAUGAAUGAUGAUCAUGUUAAUCAUCACUCAUCAUCAUCGAUGACCAAUAAAAUGUUGACCAAUAGUAACCAUAGUAAUCGUGUUAAAAUAACCUCUGAAGGUUACACUGUAACUACAGGUGAAGCAGGUAAAUUUAGUAUUGAAUCAAUUGGUUCAAUUGGAGGGUCAUCAUCAACUGACCAUCACAUGUUACCUGAUGAACAAGGAAAUAAUGAUGUCAAUUAUGAGUCAGGAUCGAUUAGUUAUCAAUGUGUAAUCUCAAUUCCAGACACAAACUACAGUCUAACAAAAACGUUAACACUGACCAAAGGAUGGAAUCAGCAACAAUCAAGGAUUACUGGUAAAUCAUUAGCUUCGUGUAUCAACAAUCAAAGUAAUACAAUUAUAUUCACACUUAUAUCAAUUUCGUUGUGUUUACUUUUAAUCAACAAUUAAAACUUUGGAAUCAUCGAGUUAUUGUGAUCAACAAUUAACUAAAUUGUUUUCCCGUUUGAAAAACAACAAGAUCAAUCAAAUUGAGUUGUUUAAUUGUUAAAUUUAAUUAAAACAACGAAAAAAGAAAAGCAAAAGCCAAAGAAAACAAUCAAUACGAAAUUAGUUGAUUAACUUGGAGUUAAUAACAAUUAAUAAAUCAAAUCAAAUCAAUUUUCUGAUUGGACUGAUUAUCAACUAAACAAUCAACUUUUGUGAUCACCUUAAUUGUGCUGCCUAUUAAUUAAGUCCAAUGUUGAUCAAGAACCGAAACGAACUAAUAACAAAAUUAUCCUUUAAUUGUUCAAGACUAAAUCAUCUGAUGGUCAACCCAAACAACGACAACAAUUAAACAAUGUUAAUAAAAAAUAUUCACUCUAUUGUAAUAAUAUCUUAAUUGUAACAAUUUGCUAAUUAUCAAGAAAACAAAAAAAAACAUCAACGAUAAUAAUAGUUACCAUUAAUUUUACACUUUUAAAUAACUAAAUCAAUUGAUUAAAAUAUAAUUAAAUUUUCAAUCCCUUUCCAAUUACCCAAGAAAAAGCUUAAAAAUUUUAAUUGUUUACUAAUUAUUAUAAAUAAUUGUGAUCUCAAUAAUUAAUAAAUUGUUUGAACAACAAA